Molecule: messenger RNA, 2721 nt
Organism: Colletotrichum spaethianum
Lineage: Eukaryota; Fungi; Ascomycota; Sordariomycetes; Glomerellales; Glomerellaceae
Product: protein sgm1
Exons: 2
Coding region: 1-2721 (906 amino acids)
Cellular component (GO): Golgi apparatus; endoplasmic reticulum
Source: RefSeq, a predicted model, not a curated record
AUGGCAGCUCCCGCAAAGUCGACGCGCUGGGGUUCCUUUCUUCAGCAGGCCGUCGCCGGUGUGGAAGCCCGGCUCGACAACAUCCUCGCUGAAGGCGAGAACGGGCCCAAUCUGUCCCAACCUGCCCAACCUGCCACAGCUCCCGCCAAGGACCAGUCAACUAGUGAGCAGCCCUCGUCCUUCCCAUUGAUCAUUGCGCUGUACAGUUUCUCGCAUGACCUUGCUGUCCUGAUACUGAUUCUCGACAUGACAGACCAGCCCCGUUCUUCGACCAGCAGCCGUACCAAUGACCGCCUACAGGAGCGCCUUGCUAAGGCUAUGGCCGCCAAGAACAGUCAAUCAUCCGACGCUCGCAGUAUAACCUCAGAGUCUCAGAGUGCCCGGCCGAGCGCUGACGGAGGCCGUCCUGAAGCCAGUACGCCACAGAAGGAUCGUACUGCUGCUACAAGUCCGGUCCUAAGUCCAGCACUCGGCUUCCCCCCGACUCAGGCCGCCGCCCCCGAGCAUCCCGCGCAACCCCAACUCCAACCCAAGCCGACUACCCCAAGAGGCUCCCAGGAUAGCCAGCAACCUCGGACUACGGUACAGAAUGAAACCAAGCUGGAGACUACACACGCAGAUACAACCAAUGCAACUGACAAAACAGUCAAGUCUAAGACGUCCCAACCCCCACCAUCCAAGGAUACAGCGGACACUAGCCACACAUGCAAUCAGUGUUCUGUACUCAAGGCGCGUGUCGAAGCUCUAGAAGCUAUGGCGGAACAUGCGGCAAAAGAGCAACAGGAGGAAAUACAUCGCCAUGUCGAGCAAUUCGAGGCCCUCCAGGCAAAGGUGCAGUUCCUGGCACGGGAUGCGACUGACGCCGCCCGAAAGUCUGCUGGCACAGCACCGGCGGGUAGCCAAGAGCGGAAGCUCGCCGAAAGAGACGAAAAGAUUGCAGCGCUCAUGGAAGAAGGAAGGAACUUGGCUGCCACAGAGCAGAAACACCGGACUAUCAUCAGGAAACUCAGGUCACAAAUUGCUGGUGACGAGAAGACGGUGGCAGAACUACGCGCACGCCAUGACAAGCUGACGGUCGACAUGGAUGCGUUGCGUACUCGAGCCAGUCGCGUUGAGGAGCUCGAACAAUCGAACCAAGACUUGCAGAUAAGGUCUAACGGAAUGCAAGACGAGUUGAACGCUUUGCGCGCCGAGGCUUCAGCCAACAGGUCUUUAAUCCAGAGGUUGCGGGACGAUCUGCGAAAGGCUUCAGACCAGGCCCAUUCGGACACCACAAAGGCCACCGAAGAGGCGCUCACGGCAGAGAAAAGUCGUGUCAAGGAUCUCGAAGGCACUGUCGCUGCCCUACAGUUGGAAAAGAGCUUGGUUGCCGACAGGGCCAAGGCCAACGCCGCUGAAGCAGAUGAAAAAGUGGCGCGAGCGGCUGAGCGCACCCGUAUAAUGGAAAUUGAGAUGAAAACGGAGCUCCAAGCGAUGGAAGGAAAGCUAGAAGCGAUGCGUGCGCUCGCAGAGGAGGCGUCCUCGGGCGCCGUCGGUGAUUCUCAGGCCAAGCUGCUGCGCCAAGUGGAAACAUUGCAGACACAGCAUGCGAUUGCUGCGGAGAACUGGCAAGGCAUCGAGGCGAGUCUGGUUGCCCGAGUCGGCAACCUUGAACGCGAGAGGGAUGAUGCUCUGCGACGAGAGUCGGAAAUGAGGAAAAAGGCGAGGGAAACCGUAAGAUACGAUCCUUACCUCAAGAGUCAUCGGCCGAGGCCCCAGCUGGCAACCCGGUGCAAGCGUCAGGACGAGGAGCUGCAGGAGUUGACGGGCAGGCUCUCCAACCACCAGCGAGACAUUGAGGCGUACCAGCCACGUAUCGAGGCACUCCAGAAACGGGCAGAAAACGCGGAGGCAGCCUUGGCCCAGGCUAAGUCCGAGCUUGAGAAGCAGCAGCAAACAGCAUGGAAGGCUGAAAGGACGGAUUCAGACCGUCGACCUUGGCUAGAAGACCACUUGCCUGGGCCUGGGUCUAGAGUACAUAGCCGUCCAGACUCACCGUUGCUGUCUGUGCCCACGCGGACCAUGAGUAAUGACCUCCUCUUGCUACAAAGUGUGUCUGGAAAGAGCCGCAAGAUCUCAACCCCGUCCAACGGAUUGGACGGCUUUCAAGAGGGUUCAUCGGUCGGAAGAAAAUUAUCGAGCCAACCUCCAACGAGGCCACCAAUGCUACCCAACGGCUCGAGCCUGCCCGUGGCACCAUCUAUUACAUCAUUCGAGCUGCCACCUGACUCACUGCCAACGCCCACGUCGCAUGCAGGCGAGAAAGACGACAUGUUUGAAGGAGUUGAGAUUUCUUCGUCUCCUCGACAGAUGAUGCAGGACAUGGUAUCAGUGUCAACAGUUGGCGCAGGUCCUUCAGUGCAGCUGGUGGAGAGGAUGAGCGCGGCCAUCCGUCGGCUUGAAGCGGAAAAGGUAACUUCGCGUGAGGAGCUGGCGCGAAUAUCAGGGCAAAGAGAUGAAGCAAGGGCAGAGAUUGUGUUGCUAAUGAAAGAGUUGGAAUCGAGCAAGACGGCAUCAAAACGUGUUGCUGAGUUGGAAGGACAAGUUGACGACCUGAAUUCAAGAUAUCAGACAACGCUAGAGUUACUCGGGGAGAAAAGCGAGCUAGUAGAGGAGCUGCGUGCUGACGUGCAGGAUGUCAAGGCCAUGUAUCGCGACCUGGUAGAGCGAACAGUCAGGUAA